UGCUCUCCCUUGAUUGGUCCGUUGGACUGCCGCGGUGGUGCGUCACUACCGGUGCUGUGUUUGUCGGUAACUGGUCCCGCACGCGUUUUGUUAAAUAUAAGGAAGGUGACUUUUUACUUUGCGACUUUAUCGGCCUGAUCGGAGUUUUUAAUGGCCAAGAGGCGCGCUGAAGAAGCCGUGCUGCUCGGCUCUCCCACUAAAAGAAGGCCCUUCCCUCCGCUCUGCUGUGUUGACAUGCCGCUGGAGAGCGUGGCUCCUGCCGGGGGCGUAAGCCCCCCGUCUCUGCUCACUUUGUUGGGGAGUCGCUGCAGGAAAAGGCCUCAUUAUUUCGACAACGAAGAAGCAAACCUUUGUCCACUGAUUUCACUCUCCGGCUCUGGAAAGCACGCAAAGUAUGCUUUGAAGGAGCAGUCUUCUGGAAGUUUCCAGGACCAGCGCAUGUCCUGCGCACUUUCCAGAAAGAAGCGACCCCGAGUGAACAGCGUCGGUUCCGACACGGUUACACCUACAGAUAAAGAUAAAACGGCAGAGGACUCGUCUGAUGAAGACGGCACAUAUAACUCCUUCCAGUACUGGAGGGUCCCCUUACCUGAACUGGACCUUUCGCUGCUGGAAGACGCGAGUGACCGUCGGCAAACAAAAGACAAGGCUAAAAACAAUGAUGCAACCUCAGACGCGAUGGAGUCCUGAGGACAGUGAACACUUUGGGUGUUUUAUCACCUGAGCAAAGCAUAAUGUCGUUACACAUAGACAUGUCAGAACACAUUGUGUACACACGUGUAGUGGGCGGAGUCUCUUGCGUGAUGCAGGAUCUCGGUGAUGCUUUGUGAAGCGAGUCUCGGCCACCCUUAGGCUUUUAGGUUCAACAGGUUUGUAAAAGCUGUGUGAGACUGUUUAUUUUCUGCAUCAGGUCCAGUGAAAACGAAAGUUUAGGUGUCAAAUAAGACCUGCCCAACCAAUCGGUGCACGUUUUAAUGGAACUUUCUUGAGUAGGUUUGGUUUGAUCGGGGAUCGGUCCGUUAGAAUUAAGAAGUUACUAUUGGUCCAUAUGGGGAUAUAAACCACAGAGUUAACGAAAAUAAGGUCAAAUCAGUUUUGUAUGUCAGAUUUGAACAAUUUAUUAUGAAGAAAAUGAAAUUAUGCAUGUAAACAAACUGGUUUAAGUACAUAAAAAGUGAUCGUAGGUUGGGAUUGGGCAUGGUUAGUGAAUGGGCUCAAGGUAUAUUGAAAUUUUAAGACGUUAUGUCGAAAUAGCUUACGUUUUUGUGCCGAACUAACUGUCAGCAUACAUCAUAGCAGAGUAAGGCUUCAUUGCCCCUCCCCAGCCCGUUGCUGCGCACUAACCACCAGACGGCUGAAACAAAGCCACUGCCUACUAGAAAAAGGGGGUUUGGAAAUAUUUUCUAAAACAGAAAAGCAAGGCCAAGACAUGGUUUUGGAAACCCGAGGAGCCACGCCCAAUCACUUGAUCAGGAAUUUCCGUUUCAGACCUCCAGUGUAGUUAAGUUACAUUCUUUACAUUUGAGUUUUAGACGCACAGAAACAACUGAAGGCUGCAGCGCAAGACCAAUUGCUUAUCCAUUGCUACUGGUUUAUCAGUUUGUGUUGUAAAUAAAAACCAUUUUCAGAA
This is a messenger RNA of Fundulus heteroclitus (mummichog), 1630 nucleotides long. RefSeq names its product WRNPLPNID domain-containing protein. The coding region runs from base 151 to 690 and encodes 179 amino acids. NCBI's taxonomy places the organism in Eukaryota, Metazoa, Chordata, Actinopteri, Cyprinodontiformes, Fundulidae. The record is from RefSeq and is a predicted model, not a curated record. The transcript has 2 exons.